AUGUCAAAAGAGAAAGAAAAAGCAGAAAAGACAGAAAAAACAGAAAAAAAAGAUAAAUUCAUAUGUGUAAAAAAUAUAUAUCCUUUUAGAGCGGUUCAAAUAGAGCUUUUAGGAGAAAUUUUGGGCAAAAAAAAAACAGCACAAAUUUCAUCUCUUAUAAUACAUGGAUAUCACUUUACUGGAAAAACAAGUAUUUUACGGGCAGUUCUUAAGUCAAUGGAGGCGGAUUUUAUAUGGAUUGACUGUCAAGACUGUUUUUCUUUACGUAUCCUUUUUGAGCGCACAAUAUGUCAAUUGAAGAAACUAGUAGGCCUAGAUGAGCCUUAUGAAAAGCUCAAGUCUUAUGAUUUGACAACUUUUACUGUUUCUAUUCAAAAUAUCUUUUUAAAAGCUAAUUGGACGAGCAAUAUCAUCUUGGUUUUUGACAACACUGAACAAUUACAUUAUUUUAAGGUCAAUGUUCCCACAAUUGUCUUAUUAAGAUUGUCAGAAAUGUCUUUUGUUCCUUGGUUAACAACCGUUUUAAUAACAACAUCAUUAGACAACUUGACUUGGGGAUCGUAUCAUGUUCCUAUUAUUCAUUUUCCAUCCUAUUCCAGAUCAGAAUUUCUUGAAGUAAUAUGCAAACAUGAAGAAUCACUUAGAUUAUUAUCUGAUACUCUUAAAUUUGAAAAAGAAAAUGCAAUGACAAGUACCGAUUAUAUUAAUCUUUGGCAAAAAUUCUGCGGGAUUUUAUGGGAUACCUUUAACUCAAUUAUAGAAGGUGAUUUUGAUUUAUUCUUUUCUAUAUCGAAAAAGCUCUGGCCUAUAUUUAUAAAACCUAUAGAAGAAGGCAAAGCGAAUAAAAAAGAUAUCAUAAAACUUUAUAAAUAUAGUCAACAAACUUCUAUACUUUCUUCAUCUAAAGUAAUUCUUGAAGAACUCUCAAAACUUACAUAUCUUAAUACACUAAGACCUUAUCUAAAAAACAUAGAUAUUAUGGAUCUUUCUUGGACCUCAAAACAUCUCAUUAUAGCAUCUUAUUUAGCAUCAUAUAACUCUCCUUUACUUGAUUCCACUCUUUUCUCUAAAUGCAAAAGUAGUACAAAAAAAAGAAAACGAGUAAAAAAGUCAGCAUCUAUAAUGACUAACCAAAGACUUAUAGGACCUAAAUCAUUUGUAUUGGAAAGAAUGCUAGCUAUAUUUUUAGCAAUUCAAUCAGAUGAAGAUGUAUUAACUUCUGAUAUUUAUAAUCAAAUUGAAGCAUUAGCUUCUCUAAAAAUGCUUAUUAGAACAUCAUUAGCAUCUAAUAAACUAGAUAGCACAAGCCGUUGGAAAGUCAAUGUUGGUUGGGAUUUCAUCCAAAAAAUUGCAAAAAGUAUAGAUUUCGAGCUAGAAAAUUACUUAGUAGGAUAAUAUCUUUCCCGCUUUAUACAUAUAAUAGCAAAACCAUAUGAAUAAUAUUAACUAGAACACCACCAUUCC
Messenger RNA from Pneumocystis jirovecii RU7, 1464 nucleotides. RefSeq lists its product as uncharacterized. The coding region runs from base 1 to 1395 and encodes 464 amino acids. Lineage: Eukaryota; Fungi; Ascomycota; Pneumocystomycetes; Pneumocystales; Pneumocystaceae. Gene Ontology annotation, molecular function: DNA replication origin binding. Gene Ontology annotation, biological process: DNA replication initiation; DNA replication. The record is from RefSeq and is a predicted model, not a curated record. The transcript has 7 exons. Gene Ontology annotation, cellular component: nucleus; nuclear origin of replication recognition complex.